ACGCGUCUCCGGCGAAUUAUUCAAAUUCCCGAUUUAAAGGCAGUUGCAAUUAGGGUUUUAUAACUCGGCGAGGAUCGAUUCAGAAGCGAUGAAUCUAUUGACAAUGGUGAAGCUGACACAGAGAAUUAACGCGAAAGAAUUAGAUUUAGGAAUCUCCGACGAAGCAUCAUGGCACGCUAAGUUCAAAGAUUCAGCGUACGUUUACGUCGGACGCUCACCGUACGAUCUCACGGAGGGUGAUCUCCUCGCCGUUUUCGAACAAUAUGGUGAGGUUGUUGAUGUGAAUCUUGUUCGAGACAAAGGAACUGGAAAAUCAAAAGGAUUUGCUUUUGUUGCUUAUGAAGAUCAGAGAAGUACUAAUCUUGCUGUUGAUAAUCUGAAUGGAGCUAAGGUGUUGGGGAGGAUCAUAAAAGUGGAGCAUCGUGGUGAAUACUUAAAGAGAGAAGAAGAGGAAGAUGAUGAGACGAAGGAGAAGAAGAGAGAGGCUCGUGGUGUUUGCAGAGCUUUUCAGAGAAGGGAGUGUACUCGUGGAGAUUCUUGCAAGUUUUCUCAUGAUGAAAACAGAGAGCUGCUAAUACCGGUUGGGGAGACGAAGAUCGGAGAAGUUCCAGGUGAGAUUGAGUAAAAGAAUCACUAUGACAUAUAGAGGA
Messenger RNA from Camelina sativa (false flax), 650 nucleotides. RefSeq names its product zinc finger CCCH domain-containing protein 42-like. The record is from RefSeq and is a predicted model, not a curated record. Gene Ontology annotation, molecular function: metal ion binding; RNA binding. Lineage: Eukaryota; Viridiplantae; Streptophyta; Magnoliopsida; Brassicales; Brassicaceae. Gene Ontology annotation, biological process: mRNA splicing, via spliceosome. Gene Ontology annotation, cellular component: precatalytic spliceosome; catalytic step 2 spliceosome; U2 snRNP.